Molecule: messenger RNA, 3735 nt
Organism: Gracilinanus agilis (Agile Gracile Mouse Opossum)
Lineage: Eukaryota; Metazoa; Chordata; Mammalia; Didelphimorphia; Didelphidae
Gene: NRDC
Product: nardilysin convertase
Exons: 36
Coding region: 244-3510 (1088 amino acids)
Biological process (GO): proteolysis
Molecular function (GO): metal ion binding; metalloendopeptidase activity
Source: RefSeq, a predicted model, not a curated record
GCCAAGUACACCUGCAGCUGCCCGGAUCUGCAGCCCGGUGCCCAGGAGGCCGGAGAGAGCGGCCGGGCCUCCCGGCUGACCACAGAUGAAUCCGAGGAGGAGGGAGGAGGCUGCCGCCGUGGGGGCGCGCUCAGCAACGCCGGGGACCCUGCCAUCAUCAAGUCUCCCAGCGAUCCCAAGCAGUACCGAUACAUCAAAUUACGGAAUGGCUUGCAGGCACUUUUGAUUUCAGACCUAAGUAAUAUGGAAAGUAAAUCUGGGGAGGCAACAGAUGAUGAAGACGAGGAAGAUGAUGACAAUGAUGAUGAUGAAGAUUCAGGAGCUGAAAUAGAAGACGAUGAUGAAGAAGGUCUUGAUGAUGAAGAUGACUUUGAUGAUGACGAUGAACAUGAUGAUGAUGAUCUUGACACUGAAGAUAAUGAAUUGGAAGAAUUAGAUGAGAGGGCAGAGGGCAAGAAGAAGACGACAGAAAAGCAGCAAAUAAAAAAAUUCAUACUUCUCUGGUAUGAAUUUUCUAAUCGCCUGUGGUUUAGAACACCUUUUUCAGAAGUUUCUUCACUCCUAAUCAUCAAGAAAAGAAUGCUCUGUGAGGUACUUAGAGCAGAAUCCAGGGCGGCACCUGUUCAGAAAUUGCUCGUAAGUCAAGAGGAGGAGCAGCAGGGUGAAACUGAGACAGUUCUGUCUGCAGCUGCGCUUUGUGUCGGAGUUGGAAGUUUUGCUGAUCCGGAGGACCUCCCUGGGCUGGCACACUUUUUGGAGCACAUGGUUUUCAUGGGCAGCCUGAAGUAUCCAGAUGAGAAUGGAUUUGAUGCUUUCCUGAAGAAGCAUGGAGGGAGUGACAAUGCCUCAACAGACUGUGAACGUACAGUCUUCCAGUUUGAUGUCCAGAGGAAGUACUUCAAGGAGGCCCUGGAUAGGUGGGCGCAGUUCUUCAUUCAUCCCCUGAUGAUUAGAGAUGCCAUUGACCGGGAAGUGGAGGCUGUUGAUAGUGAAUAUCAACUCGCCAGACCUUCAGAUGCAAACAGAAAGGAAAUGCUAUUUGGAAGUCUUGCCAGACCUGGGCAUCCUAUGGGGAAAUUCUUUUGGGGGAACGCAGAGACCCUCAAACAUGAGCCGAAAAGGAAUAAUAUUGACACCCAUGGCAGACUUCGAGAAUUCUGGCUGCAUUAUUACUCUGCGCAUUACAUGACCUUAGUAGUGCAGUCAAAAGAAACACUUGAUACCUUGGAAAAGUGGGUGACGGAAAUCUUCUCCAACAUCCCAAACAAUGGGUUGCCUAAGCCAAAUUUUGGCCAUUUAACGGAUCCAUUUGACACACCAGCGUUUAACAAAUUGUACAGAGUGGUUCCUAUCAGGAAGGUGCAUGCUUUGACCAUCACAUGGGCUCUUCCUCCCCAGCAGCAGCAUUACAGGGUGAAACCACUUCAUUAUAUCUCCUGGCUAGUGGGACAUGAAGGCAAAGGCAGCAUCCUGUCGUUUCUUAGGAAGAAGUGCUGGGCUCUUGCAUUAUUUGGUGGGAAUGGUGAGACGGGAUUUGAGCAAAAUUCUACAUAUUCAGUGUUCAGUAUAUCUAUUACAUUGACUGAUGAAGGUUAUGAACACUUCAAUGAGGUUGCUCAUACUGUGUUCCAGUAUUUAAAAAUGCUACAGCAACUAGGACCUGAUAAAAGAAUAUUUGAAGAGAUUCAGAAAAUUGAGGAUAAUGAAUUUCAUUACCAAGAACAGACAGAUCCCGUUGAGUAUGUGGAAAACAUGUGUGAGAACAUGCAGCUGUACCCCUUGCAGGAUUUCCUCACUGGUGACCAGCUGCUGUUUGAAUAUAAGCCAGAGAUUAUUACUGAUGCCCUUACUCAGUUAAUCCCACAAAAAGCCAAUCUUGUCCUGCUGUCUGCUGCUAAUGAGGGAAAAUGUGACCUCAGGGAGAAAUGGUUUGGGACUCACUACAGCAUAGAAGAUAUUGAAAAAAAGUGGGCUGACCUGUGGAACAGUAACUUUGAAUUAAAUCCAGAUUUGCACCUUCCUGCUGAAAAUAAAUAUAUUGCCACGGACUUUGCUCUGAAACCUUUUGAUUGCCCUGAAACAGAGUAUCCUGUCAAGAUUGUGAACACUGCACAGGGCUGCCUGUGGUACAAGAAAGACAACAAGUUCAAAAUCCCCAAAGCCUACAUCCGCUUCCACCUCAUCUCACCUUUGAUCCAGAAGUCUGCUUCUAACGUGGUGCUUUUUGACAUCUUUGUGAAUAUUCUCACCCACAACCUGGCCGAGCCGGCCUAUGAAGCGGACGUGGCCCAGCUGGAAUACAAGCUGGUGGCAGGAGAGCACGGCCUCAUUGUGAGAGUGAAAGGGUUCAACCACAAGCUACCUCUGCUGUUUCAGCUCAUCAUUGACUACUUAGCUGACUUCGAUUCCACGCCGGCCGUCUUUGGCAUGAUCACGGAGCAGCUGAAGAAAACUUACUUCAACAUCCUGAUUAAACCGGAGACGCUGGCCAAAGACGUCCGGCUGCUGAUCCUGGAGUACUCCCGGUGGUCCAUGAUCGACAAGUACCGAGCCCUGCUCGAGGGCUUCACCAUCGAGGCCCUGCUCAGCUUCGUGCAGGAGUUCAAGUCGCAGCUCUUCGUGGAGGGCCUGGUGCAGGGGAACUUCACGAGCAAAGAGUCCACAGACUUCCUGAAGUACGUCGUCGACAAGCUGGAUUUCAAGCCCCUGGAGAAGGAGAUCCCCGUUCAGUUCCGGGUCGUGGAGCUCCCCAGCGCCCACCACCUGUGCAAAGUGAAGGCCCUCAACAAAGGGGACGCCAACUCGGAAGUCACCGUCUACUACCAGUCAGGUGCCCGGAGCCUGAAGGAGUACACGCUCAUGGAGCUGCUCGUGAUGCACAUGGAAGAGCCUUGCUUUGACUUCCUUCGAACCAAGCAGACUCUUGGGUACCACGUCUAUCCGACCUGCAGGAACACGUCGGGGAUUCUGGGCUUCUCCGUCACUGUAGGGACUCAGGCCACCAAGUUCAACUCUGAAAUUGUUGAUAAGAAAAUAGAGGAGUUUCUUGCUUCUUUCGAAGAAAGAAUGGAGAACUUGACAGAAGACGCUUUUCAUACUCAGGUUGUAGCUCUGAUCAAGCUGAAGGAGUGUGAGGACACACACCUCGGGGAGGAGGUAGACCGAAACUGGAACGAGGUGGUCACUCAACAGUACCUCUUUGACCGCCUUGCCCACGAGAUCCAAGCUCUCAAGUCUUUCUCCAAAGUAGACCUGGUGAACUGGUUCAAGUCUCAUAGAGGAAACGGCAGCAAGAUAGUCAGCGUGCAUGUUGUCGGCUACGGCAAACACGAGAUGGAAGAAGAAGGUUCUGUUUGCAGCGAGUCUUCUAACUCUUCCUAUGACGAAGUGGCUCAGCUGACGUAUUUGCCGACCUCCUCUCUGCUGGCAGACUCCACCAUCCCCAUUACUGAUAUCAGGGCUUUCACAUCAACUCUUAACCUUCUCCCCUACCACAAAAUAGUCAAAUAAACUGCAGUCUCUCUCUUUGGCCUGAAGCGGUGUGUAUCUGAGAUUUGUAUUCUAGGAAAUGGCACCACUGAGGAGAAGCUGCUCCAUCGUGGUCUUUGCUUUGUUCGAUUAAGACCAACAGCCCCCAAAGGGUCUCACGGUAUGGUGAGCCCGCAAGACCCGAUAGGGCCAACUGAACAAGAUGUUAAAAAAUUUUUUAAAUAAAGACAGUCCUUUGUUUCUGUA